Molecule: messenger RNA, 2505 nt
Organism: Brenthis ino (lesser marbled fritillary)
Lineage: Eukaryota; Metazoa; Arthropoda; Insecta; Lepidoptera; Nymphalidae
Source: the annotation of a GenBank genome assembly
AUGGGAGAUUCGAGUCCAGCCACGUCCAUUAUCGAGGGCACUGUCAAAUUUCGCGACGGGAAAAAGUGGAAGUCGCGAUGGUGUGUCAUGAGGAAAUUGUCACCAGUUGCAGAUUGCGUUCAUCUGCAAUUAUAUAAGGACUUAAAGGAGCGACAGAAGAACGGACAGACUAAAGCAUCGCUUUCACUACAACAGUACCUCGGCUUUGAGUCUGGAUUUACACUUGAUAAAGAAUCCAACACUCUCGCCAUAUUAUGUGAAGACGUAGUACCUGUACUGGCGUUUGAUACGAGGGAGAUCUUAAUACAGUGGAGAGUAAAGGUGCAGCACAAUCUAGGCAGUAGUAAGGAAUUUGCGGCAGUGAUCAUAUCGGCCCCAUCCACUACAGGGAUCAAGGCUGGACCAGUGAGGCUGCACGCGUGUGGACCGAGAUUAGCGUUGUGCGCUUCUCGACCACCUGAAGUGCUGGCACUUUGGGAUAUCAAAUUGUUAAGGAGAUUUGGUAUGGUAGAUAAGCGGUUUUGCGUCGAGGGUGGUUCCCGUUGUGGCAAGGGCGCCGGCUUGUUUGUGUUCGCCGCAGAAGGUGGCAGGGAACUUACGGAACUCCUCAAUAUUUAUACUCACGAGGCACAUUCACGUCUUAGUGUUGCUUCUAGAAGUGGAUCAGUUCUAGAAAAACGUUAUUCCGACACCAGUUCUUGUAUGGACGACUGCUUCAAUCAAUCUAUGAGGUCCGUGUCUCCUUCGUGGGCGGGUCCCGCGAGUCAGACUAUGCACUGCUUAUCAGAUUUAGACACAAGUCUAGACAGCAACGAGGAUAAGUUCAGAAGGCCUACAUCCUUGCCAAGAUGUUCCAGUUGCAUCGGGAAGAUUAGUCAUUUGACAAGGUCUUCAACAAUGAACACCCCUGGCUCUAUCAUGUCGCCUGUAUGGACAAUGGAAAAUAUUAUGGAGAAACGUUCAGAUUCUGAUCGUGCCUCAAUAUACUCCCGUUCAAGCGGGAGUGCCUCAGAAUAUUCUGUACCUCGCAGUGCUUGUCUUGACAAAAGCUUUGAUUCUAAACGAGCCAGUCCUAUCUGCUGUACGCCAAUUGUGCCAAUCAAAACUGGCAAUACUUGCCAAUGUUGGCAGCAACCAAAACCCUGCUGCUGCAAGAAGAAGACGUUUAAUGGACCUUAUGAAAAUUAUGACGUGCCAAAGACACCUAUGCCUUUAAUUCAGGAGCAUCCAGUAGAUACGAGCUCUGACGCAGCAAGCCUCUACGAUACACCAAAGAAACUAAAAUGUCUCAUCGGCCAGUCUUGUAACUGCGCCCUACAAACAAACGAAACCAAAAACAAUGACAACCAAACAGAAGAAAUAUGUGAUAAUAGUGUAACUGAAACCAAUUCAAAUUACGUCAACAUCACCCCCAAUCCAAAAUCAAUAAUAGACUUAAGCAACUAUACAAACAUAGAUCGAGCUACAUUAGAUGAUUUUGAAAACUCCUUGCACAUUCUAAAAAAUGCUGGAUUUAGUCAGGAAGAGUUAGACGAGCUGGAAGACAUACCGGAAAAUGACGAUGAUAUAUCAACAGCCACCACAAACACUGUGCAUCCAACAGAUUGUUGUAACGAUAUAAAUUAUAUGCAUUUAGAAAUUGAAAACAGCUGUUCAAGUAACAGCAAAAACUUUUCGGACAACAUUAGCAGGAUAAGCCACGUUUCUGAUCCUACACAUUCUGAUACUGAUAACACUAUCAGUACAAGGCGGUCUAGUUCCGCUGACUUUACCAAGCGUCAAGACGAUGAAUUUAGUAUAAAUGGCAGAAUUUGCUUCACACCGACAGUGAUUCGACGAACAUGCAAAACUAAUUGUAUCAAUGAAGGUGUGCCUUUAAGAAUUGAUUGUGAAAAGGAAAAAUUUAAGUCGCCUGAACCAAAAACUGAGAAUAUUUUGGUCGCCAGAUUUAGGGACGCUGUAAAGAUCCGCAGAUCAUCAAGCGUUCCGAGCAAAUCAGAUAAAAAUAGAGACUCGUCUAGUUCUAACGACUCGGGCGUGUCCACUGGUUCUUUGAAACAUCACAAGGGAGAUUUCAAUGAAUUCGAAAUGCCGGUUACUAGUUCGAAAUCGUGCAAAAAACAUAAGAACAAGUCGUUCAGAAACACUCUAACCCCAUUGCAUGGACCAUUUCUUAAAUCAAACUCAUCUGAUCCACUAAAAAAUUUGACAUUCCAAUUUGAAGAAGUCUCAACUAUGACCAAAUCGAAUUCCUGUGAGGUAGACACUUUGACUAGACGAAAGAAGAGAAUAGGAGAAACAGACUCAACUGUGAGACACAGUCAAAUGACCAACAAAAGCACAUCAUCAGGUGCGUCCGAUACGUCCGAUUACAUGGAGUCUUUAUCCGUGUCUUCCUUCAGUUCUUGCGACGUUUCAGAUAGACACGUGACCAGACCCAGGUCUGGGAAAGAAUAUGCUAGUAUAGAUAGAACUGUGCUAGCCAUGUGUGAUGGGUCUAAUGUC